AUGGUUUUGAGUAGAGCAACAAGUUUACAACUAGAUAUUAACGAUGAACAGAAUGAUAAUGUUGAUUAUAUUGAAGAAAUUAAGGAGAAUAUUAGAGAAAGAGGCAAAGGCCAAGAGUUGAGUAGUAGAACUAGAGGUCGACUGUUUGAAUGUUAUGACGACGGUCAUAAUAAAUUGGCAAAUAUGACCAUGCAACGUAACAAUCCAAAUCCAAUCACAUACACAAACACUAAUAAUACUAUCUCCACUAAUGGGACAGCGACUUUCAUUGAUGAAAGUCAUUUAUAUUAUAACGAUCAGAGUCAUCAGAUGUCAACGUUAACUCUAUACGGAAAAUCUACAACACUUUCAACAACGACAACGAAAUGUAUGAUAUCAACAAUGAAGACAACAGCUACUGUAAAUGGCAUUGUAGAACCACAACAAAAUACAGCUCAAAUCGACACAUCUUCAAACAAUAGCACCUGGCGCGAUCAUAGGCAAAAAUCACUGAAAGAUGAAAAAUUUGAAACCAACACAGACAAUCUCAGAUUUAACGACAAGAUUAACUUCAAAAAAAUCACUCCUGAAAUUUGGAAUGAUUUCCAUAAUACAUUAUGGGACGAAUAUUAUUCCAAUCCCAACACUACCCGAAUUCCUUAG
This is a messenger RNA of Rhizophagus irregularis DAOM 181602=DAOM 197198, 642 nucleotides long. RefSeq lists its product as uncharacterized. The record is from RefSeq and is a predicted model, not a curated record. NCBI's taxonomy places the organism in Eukaryota, Fungi, Glomeromycota, Glomeromycetes, Glomerales, Glomeraceae.